Molecule: messenger RNA, 5514 nt
Organism: Bactrocera dorsalis (oriental fruit fly)
Lineage: Eukaryota; Metazoa; Arthropoda; Insecta; Diptera; Tephritidae
Exons: 7
Coding region: 829-3363 (844 amino acids)
Biological process (GO): proteasome-mediated ubiquitin-dependent protein catabolic process; nucleotide-excision repair
Cellular component (GO): nucleoplasm; cytosol
Molecular function (GO): damaged DNA binding; ubiquitin binding; polyubiquitin modification-dependent protein binding
Source: RefSeq, a predicted model, not a curated record
GCAGUAACGUUUUUCACUGGUUGUGCUAUUACUUCGCCUGCUUCAAUCAAUCUUAGAUUACUCACACUUGUAAAAAUAUACACGUGUUAAAACUAUUUAUUUUUCUCUAGCUUAACUAUCUGUCUCCUUUUCUCAGGGCAAGGCUCGCAGCUCUCAACCAAACAACAUAUGAGAGGCGCCAAAGGCAAUGAGUUUAGAAUUGUGUGUUGUCUGUCUUCAGAAAUGAAGCUAUAACGUGGAUAGUCUUUAGGUGAAAAAUAUGGAAAUGCAGGCUAGAAACAACCGUUAGGAGAACAAAGCUACCAUAUUAUUAUACAUGCUGCGAGAAAAUACAAUUUAUUAGAAUAUUUUUAAUCCCCGUGUGAACCUUUUUUCAUAGAGCGUGAGCCUAUGUUAAUGUUUGAUUUCUGACAUAUUAAAUUCCUCCUACGAAAUUAUAUGUUGUCCCGAUAGAACAACAAUUCAAGUAAUAUAAAAAUUAGUAACUGUAUCCAAGUAUUACCGUGUCGGCUACAGAGACUGCGUAACGAAACUUUAACAGUCAGUGCUGCCCAUUUACUAUUGUUGAAUGUUCAUUUAUCGAAAUAAUUUGACAUUGAAUAUUUAAUAUCAAAUGCAUAUUUUUGUACGAAAUAAAAUGAGAUCGGUAUAUGUGUACAUAUAUUUAUAAUGAAGGUUUUUGAAGAUUUAUGCAUUUGUUAUAGGUUCUAAAAAAUUUCUUAGACAAAUAAAUUGCAAUUCGUUCAUACAUAUAAUAUAGAAAAUAAAAAAAAUACAUCGAAAGAUCCUUAUUCGAAUUUUUUCUCAAAAUAACGGCUAAACAUUGAAAUGCUAAUCACCGUUCAGACGUUGCGGGACGAUACGUUUGUAAUUGAUAUUAAUCCUGAGGAGACGAUAUUUCAAUUAAAGGAGAGAAUCUAUAUUGAAAGAGGGACAGAAUACUAUGUUGAAAAUCAAAAACUGAUAUGUUCUGGUGUAAUACUCAGUAACGAGCGCAGUAUUAGUUCAUACAAUAUAGACGAAAGCAAGUUCAUCGUGAUAAUACUUAACGGUGGUUUUGAAAACUAUUUUCAGAAACCUGAUGGAACAUGUUUUCUCUCAUCCGUUGUAUCACCGGUUUCCACUACUCAAAAGGCGGACGAAUGCAACAAAUUACCAGACCGUAUAACAACAAUGGGUUCAUUCAAAGAAGUAUCAGUGGCGCAGGCCACAGAAACAGAAAAUAAAGCGAUAUCAUUAAAUAGUGGCAAUGAUGACUCUGUUGGGGAAAGUCAAUCUGUAGGUAGUAUUGACAACAUUAAUGGAGCAGCUGCUUUGGAAUCUACUGAAAGCAUUACAAGCAUAUUGUCUAGUGGGUCUGGGGUUUUGUUUUUUUCAAGAAGCAGUAAUGAAUCUGGGGGCUCUGAAAGUAGUCAUAGCACUUAUUCUAGUAGUGAUCUUGCUGGAGUGUUUUCUAAUACUUCAAUACAAUCAAGAGCUGAAAUGAAUUUACCCCUGGACUCAGAAUACGAACAUACAAUUGAGUCUAUGAUGGAAAUGGGCUUUAGCCGUGAAAAUGUUGAAAAAGCAAUGUCAGUCAGUUUUAACAAUCCAGAAAGAGCCGUCGAAUACUUAAUUAGCGGUACAACUGAAACAUCGGAUAGUUUCAGUACAACUACCACAGUUGCUCGAGAUAGCAUAAAGCUUAAAUAUAAUAUUGAAGCAAAUAAUGAUGACGAAAACUGCAUCAACGCUAGAGAGUCCGCUCGUAUUGGCGAUAAUGAAAGCAGUCAGGUGUCAUCAAUCCGGUUUAAUAGCAUUAGCAAAAUAUGCAAUUGUCAAGAGAGUGGUUGUUGUGGUGGGCCCUGGACUGGAGAAAGUCAACAUGCUACAUUAUGUAAUCUUGUUGGUCUCAAUCAAAAUGGUGACGUCGGUAAUUUAAAGGAUUAUAAAACGCAAUCCCAAGAUGACGAGGAACAGAUGAAAGAAAAUUCUAAGGAACUUGAUGAAAAUAGGCAAAAAGAAGUCCAGUCUUACAACCUUGUCAGUGGAGAUACUCAAAAUAAUGAAUUAGGGAGUGUUUUGGCUUCGGUCGGAAGUAAUACUAGUAUAUCCUCAAGUGGAUCCGGUGUAUUUCCUCUUUCCGGCAGAAGUACUAGAUCUGAAGGUUCUGAAAAUAGCCACAGCACAUUUUCAAGUGGUGACCUUGCAGGUGUGUUCUCUAAUACUUCAAUGAAAUCAAGAUCCGAAUCAAAUUUGGCAGUGAGUGAAGAAUAUAAUCGUACUAUUGAAUCAAUGAUAGAAAUGGGUUUUAGUCGUGAAACCGUUGAACACGCUAUGACUGCUUGUUUUAAUAAUACGGAGAGAGCAAUAGAAUUUUUAAUAAGUGGAUUGUCAGAUACUUCAGAGAUAUUUAAUAGCAAUACAACUAAUGAAGCAGAUAAUAGCACCGAUAUUGUGGAAAAUAGUAAUAGAGUCUAUGACGAAGAGAGAGCUCGUUUGCCAAAUUCCAUUGCUGAAGUUGGCUUAAAUUUCAGAUACAGAGUUGAAGAUUAUGACGAUGAUCAACGGCCUCUAGAAAACAAUCGUACGGCAUUGCGAUAUGUCACAGAUCCAUUUGAAAUAUUUCGCAAUCAACCGCAGUUCUUACUAAUGCGUUCGUUAAUGUAUCACAAUCCGGACGCUUUACAUGGAGUACUCCAGCAAGCAUACACUCAGAUUGGGCAAACUAAUCCAGCGCUUCUACAACUUAUAUCGGAAAACCAAGAUGCUUUCCUAAGAAUGUUAAGUCAAACUUUGGAGGGACGUGCUGAUAUAAACCGGCAACAUCCUCGUCGGAUGACAGCAGGGCGACGUGCGCAGCUUGCUGCUGCAGUUCGCGCUGCAGCUGGAGGAGAUGGAUUGCAUGUACGUUCUACUGAUAUAGACCCUGGUGCAGGCGGUGACGGACUUCUUACACACCAGCGACCUGGAGAAAGUGGUGAUGCAGGGGCCGAUACAGUACCACAUGUCUUUUCGUCUGUACAACCAGAUAGAGCGGCAGAACGUCGAGCAGCCGCUGCUGAUGCGUACUUACGUGAAAGGGCUGCAGCUGCAGUUGCAGUAGCGACUUUAACUGCAGAUACUUCUGAUACAAUUCAUAACGAAAUUUAUGAAGAUGGAGGUGCUACAAGCACAAUAGAUAACGAUAAUUUAUCUGCCACCAGCCGUCCACAAGGGCAUGGAAACAUGAAAUUUCUACUCACAUCACAAGACGAGGAAGCAAUUAAUCGCCUUAAAUCCCUUGGUUUUUCAGAAUCCCUGGCAUUGCAAGCAUAUUUUGCUUGCGAAAAAAACGAGCAAUUAGCGGCGAACUUUUUAAUAUCUUCAGCGUUAAGUGAUUAGGACAUUUGUUUUGUUUUAAACUACUUAACAUUUAGGCUCGUAAGAUAAGUAAUCUUAUUACAGGAUUUUAACUAAUUAUAUACUAUAAUGACUCAUUUGUACAUUUACUGAAUUUAUCAACGUGAGUUAAUAAAAUAUCGCUUUAAAAUAUAUCCCUACUCGUAAUACAUAAUGAUCUAUAAUACAAUAUUCCCCAUAUUAUACAACUUAAAACAUGUAUUUAUUAUAAUUUCUUAUACCACCCCUAACUUUACUUAUAUUAUUAAAACUUUUUUUUAUUGUUUCUAACAACUUCAAUAUAUAGUGACAAUGAUGACUCUGUUGGAGCAUACGAGUAUUGUUUAGUGGGUCAGGAGUUUUGUUUUAUUCCAGAAGCAGUAAUGAAUCUGGGAUCUCUGAAACCUAACUUUACUUAUGUACAUAUAUUAAUUAUAAAUUUUUUUGUGCUGUUUCUAACGACUUAAUAUGGACCUGAUAAUAAUAUGCCUUGGUACUAAAAAUGGAUAAUCUAAUAUAAUGUAUGUAAAUGACGUGUUCAGAACGAAAUUGCGCAAGGGUUAUUAGAUUUUGAUCCUCAAGUAUGUCGUUUACUAAGAGGGAGUCAAUAAAGGUUGAAGUUGAUCACGUCCUAAGAUUGGUUGGUAAGGUGGUGUAUGUCAUCAAUGUACUGUAACACCGUGGACAAAACAGUCAAUCUGGCAGAAAUUUACAUGUUUUAACAACAAUUUUUAUUUUUUAAUUUUAUUUAAUUUUUUUUUUUUACGUUUACGACAUUAAAAAACUUAUUCGAAGUCAGAAGAAUCGGAAGAACAGUUGCACGAAAGGUAAUUUUCGAUUGAAAGUAAGGGUUUCACUUUUUCAUCCAAUUUACGAGCGUUACUGUUUUUUUUGGUUAGCAUGUCAAAAAUAUUCAAUAACCUUACAGUCAUUGUGUUGAAAAUGUCAAAUUUUGCACCGAAAAGUGAUGAUUUGCGGAAAGCAUUAAUUUUUUGUUUUCAUUUGAGGAAAUUGCUUCGAAUGCUUGUCGGGGCAUAUGGUGAUCAUGCUCUAUCAGAAGGAACAUGCAAAAGAUGGCUUCAAAGGCUUAGAGAUAAUAUUUUGAUGUGAGAAAUAAAAAACGUGGAUCAAAAGUUUGAAGACGCCGUUUGAAAGCUAUGGGAAAGAUACAAUAAUGUGGAAAAUGGGUACUACAUGAAUUGAUUGAAAGAGAGCUGGAAAACUGAAAAGACACUUGUGAAAUUUUGUUUCAAAGACACGAAAGAAAAUCAGUUUUCUUAACAAAUGACCAAUUUGAACCAGGAACUGAUCGAAAAACGACCGAAAUACACCGCAAAAUAAUUUUGUUACACGACCGUGCACCUGCAUACAAAUCAAAAUUGGUUCAGGAUAAUCAAAGUACUUGAUUGGAAGCUGCUAUCCCACCCGCCUCGUACACUAGACUUGGCCCCUUGCGAUUAUCAUUUCUUUUCAUACAUAGAACACGCAUUGGUUGCGAGCACUUUGUUUCCUACGCAGAAGUCGAAAAUUGGGCGUCUAAUUGGUUUGCUUCACAAAGCCAAUAUUUCUAUUGGCAUGGCAUCCACAACUUGUUAGUUGAUCAAAAUUUGUUAAAAGCAAUGAUCAAAACUUUGAAUAUUUUUUUUUACUUUCCCAAUCAUUAUCACAAAAAACCGGCACACUUGGUAUUAAAGAUUCCAGUAUGCCACUGCCACAAACGUGUGGUCCACUCCCUGUCAUAUAGCCUGAACAGGUUUUAAGAUGGCACCAUCCAUUGCAUGUAUUAUGCCUAACUAAAGUGAAGUCACCAAAGUUUUUGGCGCAGACAAAAUUGAAAAAUGCCUUCGGGUCUGGUUGUAUUCAGUGCCGGCAUGAAUCAAGAUCCCAUAUCCUUUAUUAGCAGGUGUUGCUCCGAGGAUUUAAAAUUAACUCCUCAGUUUUGGAUAUACUUCAGUUUGGUGAUUCCAAAAUACGGAUUUCCGACAUCCCAUUUGAUUUAAUAUCGUUGAUAUGGAUUAAUAUCCCUAAUAUUUUAAUAAAACUAAGCUGACAUGUUUUCGUAUCGUUUAUGUGAUUUACCGGCUUUAGCUUUGAUUCCAAGCCUCUAGUUCAUGUCAGAAUCGUAGUUAUUCCACAUGAAAGCCAAAGACAGAC